AUGCGCAGACCUGUGCUUCUUUUCCUCAUCCUAAACCUGGCCAUUGUCGCCUUCCUCAUACAUUCGGUCUGGACCCUGCUAUCCCUUCUAGUCGUCGACGGCUCUGAAGAUGCAAUUUCUCGUGCCGAGCUCCCUGCUCCUGGCUCUGAUCUGAUCGACGGUCGUCCGCAGAUGAUUCCCAAAAUUAUUCACCAAACAUACAUAAACGAGAGUAUUCCAGAGGUCUGGCAGGAACCACAAAAGAGCUGCAUUGAGUUGCACAAGGACUGGGAAUACAAACUUUGGACCGACGCUGCAUCACGCGAUUUCAUCGCUGCAGAGUACCCUUGGUUCCUCGAGACCUUCGACAACUACGAAUAUCCCAUCCAGCGCGCCGACUCAAUCCGCUACUUUGUGCUUGCCCACUAUGGCGGUAUCUACCUCGACCUGGAUGAUGGCUGCAACCGCCGUCUUGACCCUCUGCUCUCUUACCCAGCUUGGUUGCGUCGCACUCUGCCUACUGGUAUCUCCAACGAUGCCAUGGGCUCGGUUCCUCGUCACCCUUUCUUCCUGCGCGUCAUUGACGACCUACCUCGCUACAACCGCAAAUGGGUUCUCCCAUACAUCACCGUCAUGGCUUCAACUGGUCCGCUCUUCCUGAGCAUCAUUUGGCGUCAUUGGAGCUCCGAAGGUCUCAACGUCGGCGAUGGUCCUGAUGGUGGCAGAGUUCGAAUCUUGUUCCCCGACGAAUACAACUACCACCCCUGGAGUUUCUUCACCCACCACCUUGGUAACUCANUGCUGAAACACUGGGUGAUGCUCACCGUCAUCGGCUUCUUGACAGCAGGUGUCGUCUUCGCCAUUUCUUACUACCUUUACAACCGCUUCUUCGUGUCCCACAGACCUUGGGGCAUGUCGGUACGCAAGCGCUUCCCCAUGGGCCUGUUCAGACGCCUCAGCAGCGGCAACGUAACAUCGAAGCGACGACAAUCCUACGAGCUCGUCCGACGUGACGAAGAAGACGCAAUGUAA
This is a messenger RNA of Aureobasidium musti, 1011 nucleotides long. The record is from the annotation of a GenBank genome assembly. Lineage: Eukaryota; Fungi; Ascomycota; Dothideomycetes; Dothideales; Saccotheciaceae.